AUGGUCGGAUACACAAUUUCCUCAAAGCCCGUGUCGGUGGAGGUCGGCCCCGCCAAGCCUGGCGAGACUGCCCCCCGACGAAACGUCAUUGCCAAGGACGCCCCUGUCGUCUUCCCCGACAACGACUCGUCCCUGACCACCGUCUACAAGCUGUUCAAAAAGUACGCCGAGAUCAACAGCGAGCGAAAGGCCAUGGGAUGGCGAGACACCAUCGACAUCCACGUGGAGACCAAACAGGUGACCAAGGUCGUGGACGGAGUGGAGAAGAAGGUGCCCAAGGAAUGGAAGUACUUUGAGAUGGGCCCUUACAAGUGGCUCUCAUACAAGGAGGCCCUUAAGCUGGUCCAUGAUUAUGGAGCUGGUCUUCGACACCUCGGAAUCAAGCCCAAGGAGAAGAUGCACAUUUACGCCCAGACCUCCCACCGAUGGAUGCUCUCUGGCCUGGCUUCUCUGUCUCAGGGUAUUCCCAUUGUCACUGCCUACGACACUCUUGGAGAGGAGGGUCUCACUCGAUCUCUCCAGGAGACCAACUCGGUCAUCAUGUUUACCGACAAGGCUCUGCUGAGCUCUCUCAAGGUCUCUCUCAAGAAGGGCACCGAUCUGCGAAUCAUCAUCUACGGAGGUGAUCUGACCCCCGACGACAAGAAGGCCGGAAACACGGAGAUUGACGCCAUCAAGGAGAUUGUUCCAGAUAUGAAGAUCUACACCAUGGACGAGGUUGUCGCUCUCGGCCGAGAACACCCCCACCCCGUGGAGGAGGUCGACUAUGAGGACCUGGCCUUCAUCAUGUACACCUCUGGUUCUACCGGUGUCCCCAAGGGUGUGGUUCUGCAGCACAAGCAGAUCCUCGCCUCUGUGGCCGGUGUCACCAAGAUCAUUGACCGAUCUAUCAUCGGCAACACAGACCGGCUUCUCAACUUCCUGCCCCUCGCACACAUUUUCGAGUUUGUGUUCGAGAUGGUCACCUUCUGGUGGGGUGCUUCUCUGGGUUACGGAACCGUCAAGACCAUUUCCGAUCUGUCCAUGAAGAACUGUAAGGGAGACAUUCGAGAGCUCAAGCCCACCAUCAUGGUCGGCGUUCCCGCUGUCUGGGAACCUAUGCGAAAGGGUAUUCUUGGCAAGAUCAAGGAGCUGUCUCCUCUGAUGCAGCGGGUCUUCUGGGCCUCAUUUGCCGCCAAGCAGCGUCUCGACGAGAACGGACUCCCUGGUGGAUCUAUCCUCGACUCGCUCAUUUUCAAGAAGGUCAAGGACGCCACUGGAGGCUGUCUCCGAUACGUGUGUAACGGAGGUGCUCCAGUAUCUGUCGACACCCAGAAGUUCAUCACCACUCUCAUCUGUCCCAUGCUGAUUGGAUGCGGUCUGACCGAGACUACAGCCAACACCACCAUCAUGUCGCCUAAAUCGUACGCCUUUGGCACCAUUGGUGAGCCCACCGCCGCCGUGACCCUCAAGCUCAUUGACGUGCCUGAAGCCGGCUACUUCGCCGAGAACAACCAGGGAGAGCUGUGCAUCAAGGGCAACGUCGUGAUGAAGGAGUACUACAAGAACGAGGAGGAGACCAAGAAGGCGUUCUCCGACGAUGGCUAUUUCCUCACCGGUGAUAUUGCCGAGUGGACCGCCAAUGGCCAGCUCAGAAUCAUUGACCGACGAAAGAACCUCGUCAAGACCCAGAACGGAGAGUACAUUGCUCUGGAGAAGCUCGAGACACAGUACCGAUCGUCGUCGUACGUGGCCAACCUGUGUGUGUACGCCGACCAGAACCGAGUCAAGCCCAUUGCUCUGGUCAUUCCUAACGAGGGCCCCACCAAGAAGCUUGCCCAGAGCUUGGGCGUCGAUUCUGACGACUGGGACGCCGUCUGUUCCAACAAAAAGGUGGUCAAGGCUGUGCUCAAGGACAUGCUCGAUACCGGCCGAUCUCUGGGUCUGUCCGGCAUUGAGCUGCUGCAAGGCAUUGUGUUGCUGCCUGGCGAGUGGACUCCUCAGAACAGCUACCUGACUGCUGCCCAGAAGCUCAACCGAAAGAAGAUUGUGGAUGAUAACAAGAAGGAAAUUGAUGAGUGCUACGAGCAGUCUUAG
Yarrowia lipolytica CLIB122 is the source of this 2076-nucleotide messenger RNA. RefSeq lists its product as uncharacterized. Lineage: Eukaryota; Fungi; Ascomycota; Dipodascomycetes; Dipodascales. Gene Ontology annotation, biological process: long-chain fatty acid metabolic process; long-chain fatty-acyl-CoA metabolic process. Gene Ontology annotation, molecular function: long-chain fatty acid-CoA ligase activity. The record is from RefSeq and is a predicted model, not a curated record. Gene Ontology annotation, cellular component: endoplasmic reticulum; plasma membrane; lipid droplet.